This is a messenger RNA of Thlaspi arvense, 612 nucleotides long. The record is from the annotation of a GenBank genome assembly. Lineage: Eukaryota; Viridiplantae; Streptophyta; Magnoliopsida; Brassicales; Brassicaceae.
AUGGAAUCCGAAACCACAGGUGGUGUCUCUGCAGCAGCCACCGAUGAUCUCCAAUCGAGCGGCUCAUCGUCUCCCGCCGACGCCGUUUCACGGUUGAUCCACGCCGUGGAGCAGCGGCAACAGCAUCUCCUCGACAAGACGGUUCCUCACGUUCUCUAUCGAUGGAUCGCAUGUCUCUGUGUCGUAUUGAUCUACUUUGUGCGCGUCUUCUUACUGGAAGGCUUCUACAUCAUCACCUACGCCAUCGGAAUCUACCUUCUGAACCUCAUCAUCGCCUUUCUCUCCCCCCAGGAAGAUCCCGAGGCCUCUAUCACCGGCGGGACUCUUCCUACUCGUGGAUCCGAUGAGUAUCGACCAUUUGUUCGCCGUCUCCCCGAGUUCAAAUUCUGGUUAUCGAUCAUUAGAGCAUUCGUCAUCGGUUUUAUGAUGACGUUCUUCGAAGUCUUUGAUGUACCUGUUUUCUGGCCAAUACUUCUUUUCUACUGGGUGAUGUUGUUCUUCCUCACGAUGAGGAAACAAAUACAACAUAUGAUCAAAUACAGAUAUGUUCCUUUCUCUUUCGGGAAACAGCAAUAUGGAAAGAAACCGGCUCCAACAGAGAGCAGUGAAUGA